AUGUUUCCAAUUUCAGCAAUGAAGCAGGGCAUUGGAGCUAGUGGUAAAUCAGUCAACUUCCUUCUGGCUGAUUCACUAGAUGACUUAAGUGCAAAGAUUUCAAAACUACCUGGUCCUAUUAAGCAUGCCAAGAGGUUGAUAGGUAGGAGAUUUAGUGAUGCCUCUGUGCAGAGUGACAUCAAAUUGUGGCCCUUCAAAGUUAUCUCCGGACCAGGUGAUAAACCAAUGAUAGUAGUCAACUACAAAGGUGAAGAGAUGCAAUUUGCAGCUGAGGAAAUCUCUUCUAUGGUUUUAAUUAAGAUGAAAGAAAUUGCUGAGGCAUUUCUUGGUUCAACUGUAAAGAGCGCUGUGGCAGGGGAUCCUCUGUAUGUUGUGCUGUGCUGUUGGCUGGCUGUAGUUGGAGCUGGUUUGCUCACAUCUUCAGUCUUUAGAUAUCCUGUUCGUGAUAGAGCAUUAGUUUUCAUGUUUAUUUACAUUUCCAUGUACCUCGAAGAUAGGGAGGUCGAGGAUCUGAUAGUUUCAGUAAAUCUUUUAGAUUCUUUCCAUCCUUCUCUAUUACGGUUAACAGGAUUUGGGCUUCUAAUAAUUCUGGAUGGUGUUUCCUUUACUGGUGAAACUUUGGCAGGUGUAAGAAGUUCUUGUCUUUCCUGUGGUAAUAAAUCUGUUUUGUCUUCCAUCGGAAAAUAUAUAAAUAGUCUUCUCAUCAAGUACCCUCCCGCUUGCCGUUCCGGCUUCUGUUUGUUGGAUCUUUUGGAACUGUCACUGCUUUGUGAUCCAAAUCCGAACUCGCCAGCAGAUUCUGAAGCAGCUCGGAUGUUUAGCGAAAACAAGCGUGAAUAUAACAGGAAGAAGAAGAUUGUCAAUUACUUGGGAAAAACGUUUUCAAGAUCAUAUAUCUUGGGUUUGCCUUUUGGGGAUUGCAAGUUUUUAUUAUGUGAUAUGCAACGUUGCCUUCACUUUGGCUUUGCAUCACAUCCAACAGCGCGUCACCCUCCGAACAAUAUAUAUGCACCUCUGGGUUAUUUGUUCGAGAGCAUUGAGUCAUGGAACUCUCCCAACAGCAAUGGGAUUAGUAUUGAGCUGCGCAGACAUUUCCUUCCAGAUCAUAUUCUCGCAGUAUUUACAAUACCAACUGUCUGGAAUAUUCUUGGACGAGAAACACAAUCUGUAAGAGGAACCAAGCAUGAAGAGCAUGUCAACAUUAGCCUCACCAGCAUCGUCACAAAUGCUCAAACCAAGUUUAAGCAUUUAGUGAUUCUAUUGCCAAAGGUGUUUGGCUCCUCAAGGCUGAAUCCAGAAGUAAGCAGAGCAGUCUCGAACAGCAAGAAGGCAGGUGUAUGA
This is a messenger RNA of Fraxinus pennsylvanica, 1341 nucleotides long. The record is from the annotation of a GenBank genome assembly. Lineage: Eukaryota; Viridiplantae; Streptophyta; Magnoliopsida; Lamiales; Oleaceae.